Messenger RNA from Salvelinus fontinalis (brook trout), 2791 nucleotides. RefSeq names its product homeobox protein SIX6-like. Gene Ontology annotation, molecular function: RNA polymerase II cis-regulatory region sequence-specific DNA binding; DNA-binding transcription factor activity, RNA polymerase II-specific. The record is from RefSeq and is a predicted model, not a curated record. Bases 329 to 1114 code for a protein of 261 amino acids. Gene Ontology annotation, biological process: eye development; regulation of transcription by RNA polymerase II. NCBI's taxonomy places the organism in Eukaryota, Metazoa, Chordata, Actinopteri, Salmoniformes, Salmonidae. Gene Ontology annotation, cellular component: transcription regulator complex; nucleus. The transcript is spliced from 3 exons.
AGUGCCUGGCUCCGACGCGACUGUUGUCAAAUAUAGCAUCACUUGCCAAUACCGGGAAAAGACAGGAGAAACAACUUACAUAAGGAACUCGCUGCCAAUCAGAUUUAUUUUUACUACAAAACUAUAUUUGAUUCAACUAAACAUCCGCAUCACUGGGAGGCUCACUGGGACGUGGUGCGUAAAAGGACAAUUCACGCACCAGACAAUUGGAAUAAUAUGACCAUUGGCCAUGUCCAUUUAGCUGAACCAACAUUUAUUUUUUAGACAUAUGAUAAUAUAGACUAUUUUAUUUGUUGACAAAGUCUGAGAAGAACGAAAAAGGGGAAAGAUGUUCCCUUUGCCUAUGUUCACCCCGGAACAAGUGGCUCGGGUGUGCGAGAACCUCGAGGAGACCGGCGACAUCGAGCGCCUGGGGCGGUUCUUAUGGUCCCUGCCUGAUGCUGUCCCUGGCUCCGCCGGGGAGGCUCUCAACCGCCACGAGUCAGUGAUGCGCGCCCGGGCGCUGGUCGCCUUCCACGGAGGAAACUUCGAGGCGCUUUACCAGAUCCUCCAGAGUCACCGCUUUACACGCGAGUCUCACGCCAAACUCCAAGAUCUGUGGCUGGACGCGCAUUAUCGCGAGGCAGAGCGGCUCCGGGGCCGUCCCCUGGGACCGGUGGAGAAGUACCGUAUCCGGAAGAAGUUCCCACUGCCUCGCACCAUCUGGGACGGCGAACAGAAGACGCACUGCUUUAAGGAGAGAACUCGUAGCCUGCUCAGGGAGUGGUACCUCCAGGACCCCUACCCAAACCCGUCCAGGAAACGGCACCUGGCCCAGGCAACGGGACUCACGCCCACGCAGGUCGGCAACUGGUUCAAGAACCGACGCCAGAGAGACAGGGCCGCGUCGGCAAAGAACAGACUGCAGCAGGACCCCACCCACCUGCCUUCCGGAUGCUCCCCUGAGGGUUCUGUCCAGGAGCACCACGCCCACCACCCCCGCCUGCUGGCUGCAUCCCCCUGUCACCCGGGCAGCCCCGAGGCCAGCGACUGCAGCACUGGCACCGGCCCCCGGGGCACCGGAGCCUCCACCCCCGACAUCUCCGUCAGCAGCGACAGCGAGUUUGAAUCCUGAGGUCGGAUCAUUGAGCGCAGCUGGAGAGAGGCUCUAAUUGGUUGAGUCCUCAAGAAAGAUGCUAUAAUUGGUUUUCAGCCAGGAAGCCCCGGCCCCACAGAUAUAGAGACAAUAUAGACACUGUAGAAGUACUAUCUGUCUGUGAGUUGGGAUUGAACACUUUGACAAAAGACUUGAUAUGGACACUUGAUGUGGUUGCUAGUGGAAGAAUGGGGAGGGGUGGUGGGUUGGGGAUUGGACCAUCCACAAACACAUGCACUUAAAAUGCACCAUCGCACAUGACUGUGAGGUACACGGUUAUUUACAGUGCCUUGCAAAAGUAUUCACUCCCCUUGGCGUUUUUCCUAUUUUGUUGCAUUACAACCUGUAAUUUAAAUAGAUUUUUAUUUGGAUUUCAUGUAAUGGACAUACACAAAAUAGUCCAAAUUGGUGAAGUGAAAUGAAAAAAAAUACAAAAAAAUGGAAAAGUGGUGCGUGCAUAUGUAUUCACCCCCUUUGCUAUGAAGCCCCUAAAUAAGAUCUGGUGCAACCAAUUACAUUCAGAAGUCACAGAAUUAGUUAAAUAAAGUCCACCUGUGUGCAAUCUAAGCGUCACAUGAUCUGUCACAUGAUCUCAGUAUGUAUACACCUGUUCUGAAAGGCCCCAGAGUCUGCAACACCCCUAAGCAAGGGGCACCACCAAGAAAGCGGCACUAUGAAGACCAAGGAGCUCUCCAAACAGUUCAGGGACAAAGUUGUGGAGAAGUACAGAUCAGGGUUGGGUUAUAAAAAAUAUCCCAAACUUUGAACAUCCCACUGAGCACCAUUAAUCCAUUAUUAAAAAACGGAAAGAAUAUGGCACCACAACAAACCUGCCAAGAGAGGGCCGCCCACCAAAACUCAUGGACCAGGCAAGAAGGGCAUUAAUCAGAGAGGCAACAAAGAGACAAAAGAUAUGCAAAUCUCCAUAGCGGAGAUUGGAGUAUCUGUCCAUAGGACCACUUUAAGCCGUACACUCCACAGAGCUGGGCUUUACGGAAGAGUGGUCAGAAAAAAGCAAUUGCUUAAAAAAGAAAAUAAGCAAACCCGUUUGGUGUUCGCCAAUAGGCAUGUGGGAGACUCCCCAAACAUAUGGAAGAAGGUACUUUGGUCAGAUAAGACUAAAAUUGAGCUUUUUGGCCAUCAAGGAAAACGCUAUGUCUGGGGCAAACCCAACACCUCUCAUCACACAGAGAACACCAUCCCCACAGUGAAGCAUGGUAGUGGCAACAUCAUGCUGUGGGGGUGUUGUUCAUCGUCAUGGAUUGGGAAACUUGUCAGAAUUUAAGGAAUGACGGAUGGAGCUAAAUACAGGGAAAUUCUUGAGGGAGACCUGUUUCAGUCUUCCAUAGAUUUGAGACUGGGACGAAGGUUCACCUUCCAGCAGGACAAAGACCCUAAGCAUACUGCUGAAGCAACACUCGAGUGGUUCAAGGGGAAACAUUUAAAUGUCUUGGAAUGGCCUAGUCAAAGCCCAGACCUCAAUCCAAUUGAGAAUCUGUCAUAUGACUUAAAGAUUGCUGUACACCAGUGAUCCCAUCCAACUUGAAGGAGCUAGAGCAGUUUUGCCUUGAACAAUAGGCAAAAAUCCCAGUGGCUAGAUGUGCCAAGCUUAUAGAGACAUACCCCAAGAGACUUGCAGCUGUAAUUACUGCAAAA